Messenger RNA from Sphaeramia orbicularis (orbiculate cardinalfish), 978 nucleotides. RefSeq names its product lactoylglutathione lyase-like. Gene Ontology annotation, molecular function: lactoylglutathione lyase activity; metal ion binding. The record is from RefSeq and is a predicted model, not a curated record. The transcript has 6 exons. Lineage: Eukaryota; Metazoa; Chordata; Actinopteri; Kurtiformes; Apogonidae. The coding region runs from base 135 to 671 and encodes 178 amino acids.
UUGAACGCUCUAAUUUCCCAGCCGUCAGAGCAGCCCCUGAAGGCAUCACAGCCCCUGUGGUCUGGGUUCCAGGUGGUUCCAGGUGGUUCUCGGUGGUUUCCGUGGUUCUGGACCUGGUGCAGGUUGGACUGAACAUGUGUGCGCUGUCGGAGGAGGUGGUUUCUUCAGCCUGUAAAGACGGACACCCCAGCACUAAGGACUUCAUGAUGCAGCAGACGAUGCUGAGGGUCAAAGACCCGGUCCAGUCUCUGGACUUCUACACCCGGGUCCUGGGCAUGACGUUCCUGCAGAAGAUCGACUUCCCGUCCAUGCGCUUCAGUCUCUACUUCCUGGGCUUCGAGGACAAAGACGACAUCCCCGUGGACGUCAGGGAGCGGACGGCGUGGACGUUUUCCCGCCGCGCCACCAUCGAACUGACCCAUAACUGGGGUUCGGAAUCAGACGAUAAACUGUCGUAUCACAACGGAAACAAAGAACCACGAGGAUUUGGUCACAUCGGCGUCGCUGUCCCUGACGUCGACGCCGCCUGUAAAGUCUUCGAGGAUCGAGGAGCGACGUUUGUCAAGAAACCAGACUCAGGUAAAAUGAAGGACCUGGCCUUCAUCCAGGAUCCAGACGGGUACUGGAUCGAGAUCUUCAGUCCUGAAAACAUGGUCGCUCUGAUGUCGUAGAACAGAGGCAUUAUGGGAAAAUUCAUGUGUUUAACCCCAGGGAUGUUUUAUUAAAUACAAAUAAAAAAAGAUAAACACAUGAAUCCACCUUAAAUCAGAUCAAACCAGGUUUGUUUGUGUUUGUUUCAUUUAUAUUUAACUUUUUUCCAAACUAAUGGUUUUUAUUGAACUAAAAGUAUCAGAUUAAAAUACGUAACAAUAACAUGGAUUUAUUUUUCUAACCUAAAUAUUUUCAUAAGCUCAGAUUUCUGUAUUUUCACAUAUUUGUCGUGUCUUUGCUCAUUAAACGUCUUUGUGUUUAUUCGGA